AGCUUUAAUCUCAGUUUUUCCAUCACCCAAGCAAUUUGAAAGUAUCUCUUACACAUGCCACUAUUAAAGAUUCCAAGACAACCCGAUCAAGUGAACAACUACCCCCGUAACCCUCUCUUACAUCUUACAAGCUAGGUAGACCCAAUAGUUAGCCACACCUUCCUUUCUCUAUAUGUAUGCUCCAUCUCGUGAGCUGUAAACUGCAGCCAUAUCCAACAUACCACUCUGUUUUCCUAGAAUUGUGUUGUUAUAAAUAACCUCAAUUUCAUAGAAUUAAUAUAUUAAUAUGCAAUAAUGCCAUCUGUUCAUUCUAGCCCCUGCUACCCGAUGGAAAACCCGGCAAUAGCAUCGUUACUCCGCCAUAAUACAACAGGGGAGAAGCGUAACAAGUUCUCCACCGGUGGCCUCCUAAAGAUGUUCAAGCUCUUUCCUAUGUUAACCUCAGGUUGCAAAAUGGUGGCACUGUUGGGAAGACCACGCAAGCCUAUGCUCAAAGACAGUGCCACCACGGGUACAAUCUUUGGUUACCGCAAAGGGAGAGUGAGUCUUGCUAUACAAGAGGAUACUCGUCAAAUGCCAAUCUUUCUUAUAGAGCUCCCAAUGCUUACGAGUGCUUUAAACAAAGAAAUGGCCUCGGACAUAGUGAGAAUUGCGCUAGAGAGCGAGACAAAAACAAAUAAGAAGAAGUUAUUGGAAGAGUUUGUAUGGGCAGUGUAUUGCAAUGGAAGAAAAGUUGGGUACUCAAUAAGGAGGAAGCAGAUGAGUGACGAUGAGUUACAUGUUAUGCAGCAUUUGAGAGGGGUGUCAAUGGGAGCAGGGGUACUUCCAAACGCAUCCGAGAAGGAAACUUCAGAUGGGGAAAUGACCUACAUGAGAGCCAGAUUUGAGAGGGUUGUUGGUUCCAAGGAUUCCGAAGCCUUGUACAUGAUAAAUCCUGAUGGUGCUCAAUGCCCAGAGUUGAGUAUCUUCUUUGUUAGAGCUCACUAGAAUUAAUAUACAUACCCACCCUUAGCUAGCUACCUUACAUUAUUACUAUUAUUAUUAUUGCUAUUAUCAUAUCAUUGUAAGCUCAAGCUUUUUGAAAAGUGUCGUUAAAUGAAUCACCU
Molecule: messenger RNA, 1106 nt
Organism: Gastrolobium bilobum
Lineage: Eukaryota; Viridiplantae; Streptophyta; Magnoliopsida; Fabales; Fabaceae
Product: protein MIZU-KUSSEI 1
Exons: 1
Coding region: 295-987 (230 amino acids)
Biological process (GO): hydrotropism
Source: RefSeq, a predicted model, not a curated record